CAACAUUGACAUUUCACUAUUUUUCACAUCCAUUUCCUCAGUGCCUGCAGUCAAUCCGUGCUUAUUUGUCCAAAAAAGAAUAAUUUUUUCAACCAAAAAACUCAUUGUUCCAGUAGAUAUCCCUUAAGGUGAUUAAAUCUAAUGAAGAGCCGACAAAAAUUCACAGUAUCGAACAGAAACAUCCAGGAAGCGGGCAAGGACCCGGACAGGCGCUCUCUGGAGCUCAGAGCUCGAAACAGAGUUUCCAGUAAUCCUUUGAUCCAGAAAAAUAUAGGCUUUCUCCAGACCUACAAUAAUCUUUUCAAGAAACCGGUGAAUUUGCUUGGUGACGCUGACAGUUUCUUCAGGAAAUCUUUGAGGAACUAUUCAGAUUCUUUGGAUAUUAUCAGGGAACUGAGACUAGAAAAGAAAAUAUCAAAUCAUAAAAAGAACAGUAGCUCCUCGGCAAAGCAGAGGUCUAUCUAUACAAAACACCACCACCCUUGCGGCGAUCAUUCAAAAUUAUAUCCCGCUUCGAAGCAGCUUACUGCUCAGGAAUCCUUUGAGGCUGGUUUCAGGUCUAUAGAACCUUGUGAAGGGUCUGUACAAGAACUGUUCAGUAAGUCUCCGGCAGAAGAGCAGUUUCAGAGUGCUUCAGAAGACGAGGAUCGCGAUUUCUUCUCUCCGUUAGGAGCGACAAAUACUCAGAUCAGUCUAACAGACAAAUCUGGGUUUGAUUUAAAAGAGCAAAAGUUUGAGGAUCCGGUGGGCGUUGAGGAUAUCAAGAUGGCGGAAGAUAUGGAUGGAGAGGACCUCAAUGAGGAUAUCAAUGAAACUGAAGAUGAGGAAGAGGUUGAUGAUGCAACGUUGAAAGACAUAGAGCAGAUGAUACAGCAAGCGUCCGACGAACUACAGAGCGUUGCAGAAGAAAAUAAGCAGAUGAUGGACACAUUAGAAGAAAACGAUGAAGAGGAACUUGGCGUUACAGAUCCCACCGCGAAACCCGACGAUAAAAAGGACGAAGACCAACAGAAAAAGGAGCAAGGAAAGGAUCCUGGCGGUGACGGUUCCUAUUUUAAGUUCGAUCCAGCCAUAGACGCUGCAGUUCUAAAAGAACUCGAGGAAGCCGAGAAACAAGCCAAAGCCACCGCCAACGUUAUUGCUGACUUGAAGGACCGCGUUGCUGAGCUGUUGAAGAAGGAGAAAAUGUCCGAAGCCGAGGGAAAGGAACUGGAACAGAAGAAUAUGGAGCUCAGGAAGCAGAUGAUCUUGUUUGAGGAGAAGACCAAGAGAAUUCAGGCUUUGUUGGGACAAGCUAACUUAUUUGAAAAGAUGCAAGCUAUACAGCCUCCUUUGCAAACUAAACACGCCGAGGAUAUUCUGCCCAAGAUGCUGGUUUGUGGUAGGGACGAUUUUAUACCGAAAAUCGUACUCUGUCACGAGCGUAAAGACAGGCAUUGUCGAUCAAGGAGUUCGUCUCAACAAAGAACGCCCAGUCCCACGACGUGUAAGCUGAGGGAGAGCUACAAUAUGCAGGAGAAGCUCGUUGCUGACAAUGUCGAUCUAGAAGGCACAAGGUACAAGCUCCAAACAGACCUCAUCGACAAAGACAGAACGGUCGAAUGUCUGCAGAAGCAACUGUGCAGUUUACAGAAUGAGCUGCGCAUGGCCUAUCAAGAACACGGUCCCGUAAACGAUCCACAACAACAAGGGAUGGCUUGUCCUAUCCCGGGUUGUCCCAAAAACAGGUCCAGGUCCAAUUCUCCUACCAGAUCCGGGGGGCCUUGUGGACCGGGAAAAGGUCCAUGUCCUGGCGCGGUUGAAUCUAGAUUGCAGGAGUAUUCCCAAACUACCAGUCAGCUGGAAAAGCAAUUAAUCGAUGUCGAAGAAGAGGUGAGGGCAAUCCAGCAAGAAUUGAUAGAAGUGCAAAAAGAACGAGAACACCUGGAGCACCACAGAAGAAUGCUUGCCGUUUGUCCACCUCCCUGUCCACCUUACCCCUGUAAUCCGCCGCCAUGUGGACCGCCGCCUCCUUGUGGCUAUCCCCCCUGUCCCCGGCCUCCACCGCCAUGUUUUCCUGCAGACGGAGCUGGUGAUGAUCAGCAAUACAAGGAAAUGAAGGAGAAAUACCAGCGAUUGCAAGAAGACUUCAAAGCCAAAUUGACCGAAGUGGCUGGUCUGAGAGCGGAUAACGAAAAAUUAAAAGAAAUGGCCGAGAAGGCUGAAGAAACCCGAGCAAAAUUGGAGCUAAAAGUCAAAGACCUGGAGAAAAGACUGAAAGAACUGAGAGGAGAUGGAGACAAAGGCAGCUCCAAAGAACAGCUGGUAGACCUCCAACAACAGAUCAAAGUUCACAAAGAGCUGUACAGACAAGCACAAGACGAGCUGGAAGAACUGAGAGCUUUAGUUGAAGACCUUCAAGGACAACUGAGCGAUUAUAGGAACAAGUAUUUGCAAGCCAUCCAAACCGUCGAAGAGCAGAACCGUCAAAUCGAUAUAAUGCGCUUGGAGAGCAACAGAGUCAGUGAGCAAGUCAAUCUGGAGAUAAUCCGAGUCAAAAAUCAGUUCCAGGAAAAAUUGCAGGAGCUGGCGCCGUUGCCUGACGUUCUCAAAGCCACACAAUUGAAGUUGCAAGAGGCCCAGCAGAUGCAUCUGUUGGCGGAAAGAAACAAUGAGGCUCAGUCCAGGGAGUUGCAGACAUACAAGGACAAACUGCAAGCGAUCAUGGACGAUAUGGCGCUGGCAAAUAGCGAUAAACAAAAUGGUGCCGGUGAAAAGGAGUCGCUCAUGGCUCAAGUGAAGAGGCUGGAGGAAGAAUUGCAACAGAGCAAAGACGAAAAUGACGAGCUUAAAAUCGAUUUAGAUCGCCAAAAGGAAGUGGCCGACGAGAACGAGCGCCUGGCCAGUUCGCGCCAGCACGAGAUCGUCCAGCUGGAGACGCAGCUGGAGACGGUGCGCGAGGAGUCUGCGCGGCAGGUGGCGCGCAUCAAGGACCGCUGCGAGAUCGUGCGCAAGUCGAUGCAGAACCAGAUCAGCGACAUGGAGCGGCAGCUGGCCAGGGCGGCCGCCAUGGCCAAGGCCGCGGAAAGGGAUAGGGACGAUGUGAGGCAGAAGAUGCAGGCUCAGAUCAGGAACCUGAACGAGAACUUCGAGGACGCGCAGAUGCGUAUCAGGAACCUGCAGGGUCACGUCAACUUUUUGAAGAAUUCUUAUUGCCCUCCCUGCGAGUCUGCAGUUCUAACUGAUAAAUCUGCACCCAAAGUAGACCCAUGUUGCUGUGCCGGAAACUACUAAUCCCGAUAAAAAAGUAUGAGAAGUUAUAACAAAAAUACGAUGUAGGUAUCCUGUAACGAUUUCGACCCAAUCUAAACUUUUGUUUCUGUAAAUUGGAAUGAAUAAAACACAGUCGUAAUGAAACAUUAA
Molecule: messenger RNA, 3402 nt
Organism: Sitophilus oryzae (rice weevil)
Lineage: Eukaryota; Metazoa; Arthropoda; Insecta; Coleoptera; Curculionidae
Product: myosin-11
Exons: 12
Coding region: 142-3273 (1043 amino acids)
Biological process (GO): regulation of cilium assembly
Cellular component (GO): centrosome
Source: RefSeq, a predicted model, not a curated record